AUGGCUUCAAAGAGCUGUGAUGGUGAACCAAGCAAUCAUGAAUCUAGAGGUUAUGGUAGAGGUUAUGGUAGAGGCCAUGGUGAUGAACUAAGUAACCGUGAAUCUAGAGGUCAUAGUAGAG
This is a messenger RNA of Funneliformis mosseae, 121 nucleotides long. Lineage: Eukaryota; Fungi; Glomeromycota; Glomeromycetes; Glomerales; Glomeraceae. The record is from the annotation of a GenBank genome assembly.